Molecule: messenger RNA, 2424 nt
Organism: Lepisosteus oculatus (spotted gar)
Lineage: Eukaryota; Metazoa; Chordata; Actinopteri; Semionotiformes; Lepisosteidae
Product: lysosomal protective protein-like
Biological process (GO): proteolysis
Molecular function (GO): serine-type carboxypeptidase activity
Source: RefSeq, a predicted model, not a curated record
UUGCUCCCAUUCUCCAGGUAAUUCCUUUGUCUCACCGCCUUGGAGAAAUAAAGGGGUUUUCAUUCUUGCAGGUAGUUUUAAUGAAGAUGGUCUUUGCUCAUUCCAGGACUUGCAAUUUUAGCAAGACAUAUCUGGCCUUUGUUUCUUUUCAUAUGGGCGUCCUUGCUCUGCUUGUGAUCACAUAAUUUAACCUGCCUGCACUUCCAGUACAUAUUCCAAAUGUGAUCAUUGCUACUGGUCCUGAUACUGAUUUGUUGCAUUUUAAUGCCUCUCAGCUUCAUUGCUUUCUGGAAUUGUACAAUUGGACCUUUCUAAAAUUCCCCAUUAAUCCGACUAGUGAAGCAGGGUCUCACCUGAUCUGCUAUGUAGUGGGGCUGCACUGUUAAAUGAAGGUUAGUCUCCCCAAGUACUGUAGGUAAAGAGCUUUGGGCUUUGAAGGAAAAGUGCUCCAUAAAUGCAAGACAUUUUAUAAUUAUUAAUCUAUAAUCUAUAGUACAAUCAUGGAUUUCUCUAAUGAAAUCCUAAACAUGAGAAAUUAGCUCCAACGUUUAGUGGCGCUCUUGUUUUUAAGAGCACGACACGUGCCGCUGAAACAGGCAGGUUAUCCUGUGUCCCACCUUGGUGUGUUUAUAAACAAGUACAAGCAGAAAGGUUUCUUGUUUGCCUCACCAAGAAUAACCCAGCUUGCGAUAGCACUGAAGUCUCUUAUCGUGGCCCAGAUAAGAGGAGAGGUGAGUGGGUAUAAAAGCCGGAGCACAGGAGGGGGAGUGUACCUGAAGAAGACCAUCUGAGAGAAGAUGUUCGCGAAGUGCAGUUUGCUCGUGGCCACUCUGUGCCUGCUGGGCUGCUGGGGUCAGUACGCUCCUGACCUGGUGACCUCACUCCCGGGGCUGUCAGAGACCCCCAACUUCAAGCACUACUCCGGAUAUCUCCAGGCUGGGUCUGGCAACUACUUCCAUUACUGGUUUGUGGAAUCCCAGAACAACCCCUCUACAGAUCCCCUGAUCCUGUGGUUGAACGGAGGUCCUGGCUGCAGCUCUAUGGAUGGGAUGCUGUCGGAGAAUGGCCCUUUCCAUCUGAACGAUGACGGCACUGUUUACAUGAACCCGUACAGCUGGAACAAGCUGGCCAAUGUUCUGUACCUGGAGUCUCCGGCCGGCGUGGGCUUCUCCUACUCCACCAGUCAGAACUACCAGACCAGCGACCCGCAGGUGGCUGCAGACAACUACCAGGCCCUGCUGGAUUUCUUCUCCAAGUUCCCCUCCUUUGCCGGCAACGACUUCUACGUCUUCGGAGAGAGUUAUGGGGGGAUCUACGCGCCCACCCUCACCCAGAAAAUCGCCAGCAGCUCCAACAGCAUCAACUUAAAGGGAAUGGGUGUAGGCAAUGGAAUGACCAGCUAUGCUCUCAAUGACCAGUCCCUUGUCUACUUCGGAUACUAUCAUGGCCUUUUCGGAGACAACCUGUGGAGCACACUGAACCAGUACUGCUGCUCUGGAGACUCCUGCAACUUCUACAGCAGCUCCAACAGCAACUGCCAGGACGCGGUGUAUCAGGCUCUCUAUGAAAUCCAGGACAUCGGCCUCAAUAUCUACGACCUGUACUCUGAGUGCUAUGGUGGCGCAGGGUACAGCGGUCUCUAUGCUGCCGAUACCUCCAACCUCUUCCGCAAUUACAAUUUCCGUUUCCAGGCCCCUGUGGAGGCCUCCAUCCCUGGAGACCCUCGCUGUAUCAACGGCACAGCAAUGUAUUACUGGCUGAACACCCCAGCAGUGCGCGCAGCUCUGCACAUCCCCAGCUUCGUGCAGACCUGGGAGCUGUGCAGCCAUACGGUGGGCUCCCUGUAUCAGAGGACCUACCAGGACAUGACCUCGUUCUAUCAGGACCUCCUCCAGAAGAACCUGCAGCUGCUGGUGUACAACGGAGACGUGGACAUGGCCUGCAACUUCAUUGGGGCCAAGUGGUUCGUGGAAUCCCUCAACCAGCAGCUCGUGAGCCAGUACAAGCCUUGGUUUUACAAUGACCAGAUUGCAGGCUAUGUGGAACAGUAUGAGAAGAUCACAUUCCUCACUGUCAAGGGUUCUGGCCACAUGGUCCCCCAGUACAAACCGGGACCAGCUCUGCAGAUGUUCCAGAACUUCCUCUCCAACUCCUACUGACGUUAACUAAUGCUGCUUCUGUAGAUACAGGCCAUCCUAAUCAAAAUGUAUGAUCAAUUUAAAGAAAAAAAGAUCAUGUACAUAAUCCGUUUCUGUCAUUUCUGUAUAUAAUAGCAACUCCAGAAAUCAUUGUGUACCGGCAAUUAAAGUUGAAAUACAAAUGAAACUUGUUGUUUUUUCCCUUUCCUGCACGUCUUUUAAAUUGCUGAGCUGCAACACAGCUUUUUCUACAAUUAAGGGGAUCCCAGAACAGACAAUCCUUAAA